AUGUUUGAUUUUGAAUCAAAAAAUAACCCCAUACGUCCCGAAACGAUUGAUGAGGAAUUCAUAAACGAAUCAACAGAAGGUAAUCCAACUUCUGAUAAUAUCGGAAUCGACAAAAAACGUCGACAAUCCAUUACUCCUCUUUCCCAUGAAUCUAGACAAGUUGAAGCAAAAAAGGUCUCUCGCUAUGUUUUGAAUAACAGUGAUGAAUUCGAUUCAUUUAUUCUUAAUAAUUUUAAGCCGUUCUCAGGAUCAGAAGAGGUAACCGAUUGGUUAGGUAACACCGAUAAAAAGUUUAAUUUACAUAAAAUUCCACGUAAACUUCGCUACAUUGCUAUACCUUUACUUAUUGAAGGAGAUGCUAAAAUUAAAUAUAUUCUAAAUAGAAAUAACAUAAAAUCAUUCGACGAUUUUCUUGAAUUUCUUUUGACUACUUAUGAUGUACCGGAACAUAAUAUUGCACAUAAUUCAAUAACACAUUAA
Molecule: messenger RNA, 480 nt
Organism: Rotaria sp. Silwood1
Lineage: Eukaryota; Metazoa; Rotifera; Eurotatoria; Philodinida; Philodinidae
Source: the annotation of a GenBank genome assembly